UCUUCGUCUUGCUCCUUGGGAAGAAACCCUAAAUCACCAUCUGCAUACAAUUCGUGGGUCGAUUUCGGCAUAACUUCUUUCUUCUGAUCCUAUUCUGAUUCGUGGUUCGCUUCAUUUUUUCCCAUCGGAGAUGGAGUCGUCGAUUUCGAAGAGUACGAAACCGGGGCCUCCGGUGAAGGACUUGACCAAGUUCCUAUCGAAAAUUCAAAAUAUUUCUUCUGGAUCUUCGGAGAAUUUGAACCCUAAUGUUGCAUAUGCGAGCCUUGCCAGAUCCUCAAGAUCUCCACUCGCGAAAUAAGCCGGAUCUCCGCUUGUGAAGUCAGCCAAGUCGCAGAAAUUGGCGCAGAAGAAUCUCAAUCUUAACCCUAACUCCAAUACGGUGGUUUUCUCGCCACGGAAUUGGCGCAGAGAGAGGAGGUUUGUGGUGGCGAAGAAGAAGUCGAAGAAGGAGAAGAAUGCGGCUGCGGAAGUUGACUGCAAGUGCGACGCAAGGUCCAAGAGGAACAUGAAGAAAUGUUUAUGCGUCGCAUAUGAAACUCUUCGGGCUUCUCAAGAGGAGUUCUACAAAAAAUGAAGCGAAACAGAGGAAGGAAAGGCAGAUUUGGAUUGCUCCGCUGCACAAGAAUGCGUUCAUUCAGGUCGUAAUGUUGCUGAUGGCUGUGGGUUCGAGGUCGAAGAAGACGCAUAUGGGCAGCCGGGCCAAAUCGGAAUGUCUACGAUGAAGAGGAGAAGAGAGAAGCUUUCGGACGUCUUCUAUUUCUUAACAGAAUGGGGAAGAACGAAGGAAGAAGAAUUUGCAAAGAAGCUCCAAGAGAUGAUGAUAGAGGAAGAAAAGAUGAGAAUUCCCAUUGCUCAAGGUCUUCCAUUGACAACUGAUGAACCUGAGAGCCUGAUUAAGCCUCCUGGGAAAGAGAUCACGAAACCAGCCGACUUAAAGCUCCACAGUGACAUACGGGCAAUGGAACGGGCAGAAUUUGAUCACCAGGUUGCUGAGAAGAUGAGCCUAAUAGAGCUAUACAAAAUGGAAAGAGAACAACAGCAGGAGCUGGCAGAAGAAGAAGAGAUUCGGAGGCUGAGAAAAGAGUUGACCCCCAAGGCACAACCAAUGCCAUACUUUGAUCGACCAUUCGUUCCUAGGAGGUCCAUGAAACAUCCGACCAUACCCCGGGAUCCAAGUUUUCACAUAACUCAGCACAAGAAGAUCAGAUGCUGCAGCAUUUCGUCGUCUUGGAGUGAAACCGGAUCCUACACUUUUGCAGGUUCUGGAUGCAUGUCCCCACGCCGCAACUGGCGUGUUUGUGCCGUAGACAAUCAAUCAGAGAAGUCCGGUUAUUUCCGGUUUAUCCCGGUACAGAUGUACCAACAAGGUAAAUAACAAUGGUUUUACCCGCCACACAGUGGUGUGUGUUCCCAAAUACAUUAAAAAAAAAAAGCAAAUUAAUGAAUUCUGCCUUUAUUUUCUGGUUCGGCUGAUUAUGUGCUUUAAAUUGACACAAUUCGAUAAACAUGCUACCUUUACAACCUAGUUACUAUAUCAUAUACUAGAGAAUGACUUGAUCAAACCCAAAGAAACUGAACUAUGAA
Molecule: messenger RNA, 1584 nt
Organism: Tarenaya hassleriana
Lineage: Eukaryota; Viridiplantae; Streptophyta; Magnoliopsida; Brassicales; Cleomaceae
Biological process (GO): regulation of mitotic spindle organization; activation of protein kinase activity; mitotic spindle assembly
Cellular component (GO): nuclear microtubule; mitotic spindle
Molecular function (GO): protein kinase activator activity; microtubule binding
Source: RefSeq, a predicted model, not a curated record